AUGCCUCUGCGGUGCCUGCGAAAUAAUAGUAUGGUUUCUGUUGAUAAGGAUCAUCUAAUGUUUUCUAGAAAUAUUAAGAGUAUUACACUUACCUUCCCCCCGACCGUCCCUGUUGCUUCUGAAGCCCCGUCCCUUAGCCUGACCCCCCCACUAACGCCCCCCCCUUCCGCAGGUGACGUGAUGACGGGCGUGUGCUUCGUGGGCCUGUGGAACGUGCGGGCGCUGCAGGGCUUCGUGCUGGCGCCGCUGUUCUUCUACCUGGUGCUGGGCACGGCCUUCCUGCUUACGGGCUUCGUGUCGCUGUUCCGCAUCCGCACCAUCAUGAAGCACGACGGCACCAAGACGGACAAGCUGGAGCGCUUCAUGGUGCGCAUCGGCGUGUUCUCGGUGCUGUACACGGUGCCGGCGACCGUGCUGGUGGCGUGCCUGUUCUACGAGCAGGCGCGCCACGACGAAUGGAUGGUGGCGUGGCAGCGCGAGAAGUGCGCGUCGCGCGAGGAGCCGUGGGUCACCUACAACAUCAACUGCCCGCCCGGCGUCGACAGGGACACGCCGCUGGCCAAGCCCGACUUCAUCUUCUUCAUGGUCAAGUACCUGAGCACGCUGGUGGUGGGCAUCACGUCGGGCUUCUGGGUGUGGUCGGGCAAGACGCUCGCCGUCUGGAAGAACUGCUACAACCGCUGCCUCGGCCGCCGCACCGAGAGCUACGUGUGACAAUCCGCCCCCGCCUGGCCCAAGCACGCCAGCCACGCCCACCACGCCGCCCACGCCCACCAUCCCCUCGCCCAAGGGGGAGCUUCGGCGCCCCUCACGCCCCAGCCGCCGCCCUCCACCACCAACACCAACGCCGGCACCGCCGCCACCACUGCCACCGUGGUCACUAGGCUCCUGCCGGACGAGGCGGGCCAGUUCCGGCCGACGCACACGCCCGAGGAGACUAACUUCUGAGGGCGGCGCCGGCGGAGGGCGGCCGAGGAGGAGGCCGAGGGCGAGCAGGAGGAGGAGGAGGAGGAGGAGGGUCGUGGCUGCGAGACAAGAGACGCUCAACAGCCUCGUCGCACGCUUCGUACUUUAAGGAAUAGAAACCCAGAGAUCUAUAUUAUGAUGAAUGUUAGAUUUAUUGUACAUCAGAGAAUUCUGUUACAUAAAAAGAGAUUAAGGAAAUUCUAUCACGCCACAUGAUGAAUGUGCUCAGGUUCAUUUUUAUAUAAGUGUGCGAUUCGGGCUCGAGGCCUCGGAGGAGCGUGAGCCUGCGUCUGCGGCAGGAAAGACGAUAUUUUGCAAAGCCAGGGACUCUGGCCAGGGAGUUAUUUUUGCAUAAAGCCAGGCGGGAGAGACGGAGACGGAAGGAGGCCCGGGGACAGCUCGGCCGCUUCCCCUUCCGUCUGCUUUACACCAUAAGAUUUAAAGAGGAAGUCCUCUAUUUUACGAGGAUGCUUGUAUAUGUUAAUUUGUUUCUCCUUAGUUGAGGGUGCAUCUUGAGGUGCGCUUGUGCUCUCGGCGAGGGUGGCAGCACAUCCUCGCAGUUCACACAUACAUGUGCUGUGUCUGUAUGUCGUUAUAUAUAUAUAUACAUAUAUAUAUAUAUAUAUAUAUAUAUAUAUAUAUAUAUAUAUAUAUAUAUAUAUAUAUAUAUAUAUAUAUAUAUAUACAUAUAUACAUAUCUACAUAUAUACAUAUACAUAUAUAUAUGUAUAUAUGUACACACACACACACACACACACACACACACACACACACACACACACACACACACACACACACACACACACACACACACACACACACACACACACGUACAAACAAACGUAUACACUACACACAUACACCCUUAUAUGUGUAUGUAUAUAUACACUUUAUUGUCACCCAAGAUUGUAAAUGUAAGGAGGGACUCUCAGCCUUAAGGAUAGGUGCUCAUAAGGGUGAGAUUCCAUUCCUAUGCAUGGGCUCUCUUUCUCUCAAGUAAUUGAAGUCAAAAGGUAGUUAGUUACUCCCCCAACCCUCCCACCAUACCCCCCCCCCCUUGUGUCUGUGAGAUGUUGAUUAGGCUCUUGGGAAUCAACACAGUGUAGGUGUUAAUUGACUGUGUGUAGUUUUCUCCCCCACGAAGAGUUUUCCCUUCUUUUCUUUCUUCCUCCUCGACUCUUGUUGUCAGUUCCCAAGAUGGGGGAAGGGGAAGAAGAAAGUGUCAUGUCACAGCAGUCAAGACGGUGCUCCUGGCGAGGGGAGGAGAGAGAGAGGCUCCCGACGUCCUGUGUUUUUUCUUUUUCUUCUUCUUUCGUUUCAUGAACUUCCUUUGAGAGGUGUCAGUGCCUCCGUAAUGACCCCCUUCUUAAGAGCACAAGACGGAGAUCUGAGGAAGGCCAGCUCUUGAGGUUGGCUUGAUCUCGCGAGCUGGACCGAGAGGGGUUCACGGAGGGCUCUCGCCCGCGGUGGGCUGUCUGGUGACGCUGGCGCAGAAAGAAUCAUAUACAGACAUAUAAUCAUGCUCAUAGUAUAUACUACGUGCACACACACACACACACACACACACACACACACACACACACACACACACACACACACACACACACACACACACACACACACACACACACACACACACACACACACACGUGUCCUCCUACCUACUGCAGAAUUACACACACACUAGUACAUUCUCAGUUCUUCCAUGUCCUCUUCUGCCCAUCUUUGUCACAUGUACAGACAGUGCCAGUACAGAGCCAAGGCCUAGAGCCAGAAGUACCUCUCUAGACCUUGUAGAGGAAACUACCCACCUUAUGGCACCUGCGACCUCUCAUUAAAGCAUGUAGAUGGAGCAAGGUCUUCAUGAAACAUUCUGUUAAAUUCAUGACUUUUUUUUCAAGUCUCCACAUAGCUCAGUCGUGUUGCUUUUAUGUACAUAUGUUAAGUAACUAUAAGUCUCCUUAAGUUCUUUUUUAUGUUCUUUUGUUAUUAAUUAAUGGAUUAAUACUCCUGAAUCAAAAUGUUCAACCUCCUUGUAUGUAAAAAGGAUAAAGAAGAAAAAAAAAUCAAACAUUGAUUGAUAAUCUCUCUGCUUUUGUUUGAGGUCAUGUUUUGGUGUUGUGUUAGGGUGAGUGUUAGCUUUAUGUUGCAGGUGACAAGUUGAGGUGGAUUGCAGUCCACACAUGUUGCAAGAGACCAUCAGAAUGUGUGUGUUCUAUCAUUAUUUGUUGGUAUUUGUAUGCAAGAGAUGGAUAAUUUUGAUAAUCAUGAUUGUUGUAUUGUGCGCAUGCUAAAGCGUUUUUUAUGUAAAAUAGUUAUAAGUUAAAGAGACUCGGAUAUUGUAUUGUGUAUAUGCUCUACAAAUUCUAUAUUCCACAUCGUUGUUUUGUAGCAUGUGUCCUUGUUACCGAGAGGUGUAUAUAUGCAAGUGUGUGUCUUUGUGUGCUUGGAGAGAGAUUUAGCGCUUAAGUUGUUCUUAUGUUUUUUUUUUCUAAGCUGAGAAGAU
Penaeus indicus is the source of this 3472-nucleotide messenger RNA. Its product is annotated as frizzled-1-like. Gene Ontology annotation, biological process: non-canonical Wnt signaling pathway; canonical Wnt signaling pathway. The record is from RefSeq and is a predicted model, not a curated record. Lineage: Eukaryota; Metazoa; Arthropoda; Malacostraca; Decapoda; Penaeidae. The coding region runs from base 1 to 714 and encodes 237 amino acids. Gene Ontology annotation, cellular component: plasma membrane. Gene Ontology annotation, molecular function: Wnt-protein binding; Wnt receptor activity. The transcript is spliced from 2 exons.